AUGUAAAAUAAAAAUGGAAGAUCAAAUACAAAUGAUAUAAUCUAAAAUGAUAAUUUAGAGCAUCUUAUGCCUCAUAAAAGGAAUUUUUUAAGAAAAAAGAAAAACUACCAAUUGAAACUUUAACCUAAAUAAAUGAAAGAUUAAAUUUCGUCAUCAUAAUUAGAAGAAUAAUAAGAAAAAGAUUCUUUAAAAAAAUUUAAUGAUUUUGUUAAUCUAUCAAAAAUAAAACAACAAUCUAAAAAUAAAAUACCAUCUAAACUACCUGUAAUUUAGAAAGUAAGAUCGAAAUCUUCUCAAGUUCAAACCUAAAAUUAACCGAACUCAGAAUUUAUACCUGAAAUAAUGGGCAAUUUGGAAUAAGAAAAGAUAUGUAAAUUAAUAAAUUUAAACUAAUAGCUAUGAGACCAAUAUUUAAAUCUAUAAAUCAACUCUUAAGUAAACAUUCAUUAAAACCUAAUUAUCCAAAAUUUACUACAGAAUCUGAAAAUGAAAAUUUUUUUAAUAAUGAUAAAAGUAUUUUAAAGUAAUUAUUAUUCUUAUAAAGAUUGCCAGAGUUUUUAAAUUAGAAUAAAAAUCAUUUUUUAAACAUAGGAAAAUAUGUUUAAGAAAAAAUAGAAUAAAAGAGAACUGAUAAUUUUCUAUAAUAAUAUAAAAAUGCUGCUAAAUAUCAAAGUGAUGAAGGUAAAUUUCGUUAUAUCAUAAUUAGAAGAUAGUGGUUGCCUUCUCUCUAGCAAAGAAUUAUAAAAAAUAGAUGAGAUUAAAAAUAGAAGAAAAGUUAUUAUCAAAAUAGCUCAAAGAAAAUCUCCAAAGUUUCUCUAUCCUUUGGGACCAAAAAUAAGAGUUCCAAACUAUUCUUUAGAAAACCAAUAUUUUUAAGUUUAAUAAAAUUCAACCAACAGAGCUAAAGGAUUUCAACCUUCUCAUAAAUAUAAAAAUCAUUAUAGUUAGGAAGAUGAAAUUUCUAUUUAGAAGUUAGAUAGCCCUCCUAAAGAUAAGUUUUUUCCAACUUCCUCAAUGUAAGAGGACUAUCUAAAUAUUAAGAUUUAAUAACUAGUCAGAUCUUUACUAUGA
Messenger RNA from Paramecium sonneborni, 1071 nucleotides. NCBI's taxonomy places the organism in Eukaryota, Ciliophora, Oligohymenophorea, Peniculida, Parameciidae. The record is from the annotation of a GenBank genome assembly.